Molecule: messenger RNA, 1251 nt
Organism: Necator americanus (New World hookworm)
Lineage: Eukaryota; Metazoa; Nematoda; Chromadorea; Rhabditida; Ancylostomatidae
Exons: 11
Coding region: 1-1251 (416 amino acids)
Source: RefSeq, a predicted model, not a curated record
AUGGAGCUCAAUCUGCAUUCUUCUGGCGGCGGUCUUUUCGGAACACACAUCACUUGGGAGGAUAUCGAGAAGCAAAUUCAAGACGAGACGAAUCUCAAUGUCUUUUUUGGACCUAAAAAAUGUGUCCAGCUGAUUGGAGAGGGAAAUGGAUUCUUAUCGCGAAUUGCUUUGAUUGAAGCCGAUUUUCAGCAGAAAAUAGAUGAUUUGCCAUCUAAAUUUAUUGUGAAAAUGACGACUGCUCUGGCCGGUAUGGAAGUAGCUGAAGCGAUCGUUGUUCGACAGGACGGCGUUGAUCUGGAAAAGGUGUUCAAUGGAUAUGAUGCGUGUGUCAGAGAUUUACACAAUCGAGAAGUGAGCGUCUACCGAAUAUUUUCGCGCUUCGACAAUUCAAUUUCAAAAAUCCCGCGUAUUCACUUUUCUCGGGAGUUCACGGAAAGGAACGAACUAAAAGGUUUUAUUGGUAUGGAAUACGUAGACAAUACGGAACUUCGUCAUAUCCAUCACAAUGUUACCCCAAACGAGCUGUCAGAGGCUCUUCGUGCUAUCGCAUACAUUGAAGCGAAAAGUCUACAACUUAGUGAUGAAGAAAAGAAGAAAUUAGCCAGCAAUCCUAUACCAAUCAUAUAUUCUCCCUGGAUAAACGCAGAUAACAUGCCAAAAAUGUUCCAUGACAUGUAUACAGCAUCCGAAGAACUUAAACCCAGCGGUGAGGUGCUGGAGAAGAUUGCCGAUGAGCUGAUUCUGCUAGAGUUGACUUCGACGAUGAAUGAAGAACUGGGAAUGAAAGAUGUCCUUGUUCAUGGUGAUCUAUGGGCAGCCAAUUUAUUGUGGAAGAAAACAGUGAACGGGAUGAAAUUGAACAAAAUAUUGGACUAUCAGCUCGCUCAUUUUGGUUGUGCCGCAGUCGAUCUCAGUCGACUAUUCAUCACAACGUUAAGUGGCAAGGAUCGUCGAGAAAAUUGGGAGCAGUUAAUCGAAGAAUUUCACGGAUAUCUUAAUCAGUAUUGUGAAGAAGAAUUGCCGUUCACACUUGAGCAGCUGAAAGAAUCUUAUCGUCGAUUAUUCCCACUAGCUGGAGUACUUCUUCUCGAUGUAUUCGAUCCUGUUGCUAAAGUUGCUUCUCAAAAUCUACCAGACGAAGAGAAGGCGGCAGUGAGAAGCGUUUUGAUGGAGAAAACAGUCGCAUUAUUUGAAGAUAUGUUGUUCUAUGCCAAAAGAAAUCGGGAAGUUCGCAAAAAUAUUGGAAAGUAA